Messenger RNA from Boeremia exigua, 1903 nucleotides. RefSeq names its product aldehyde dehydrogenase domain-containing protein. The transcript is spliced from 2 exons. The coding region runs from base 194 to 1660 and encodes 488 amino acids. Lineage: Eukaryota; Fungi; Ascomycota; Dothideomycetes; Pleosporales; Didymellaceae. The record is from RefSeq and is a predicted model, not a curated record. Gene Ontology annotation, molecular function: aldehyde dehydrogenase (NAD+) activity.
CUCGCAGCCAAGCGUGUUGAUAUGCAGCUUGUCAGAUUCUGGCCUGUCAGUUGGGCAUGUCGGGCUCUCUGCUUCUUCUGACAUCUGUCUACUAAGAUAGGUUGUCGCCAUGAAUUCUAUAUAACAUGUGCGCCGGUUGCUUAAUCCAGGUGAAAUCAGAACGACAUUCACUAUCACCCCAUCAAACAUCGACAUGGCUCAGACGGUGCAUCCUAACAAUAUUGAAUCCCGUCACUACAUCAACGGCGUCUUCUCAUGCUCUAGCGAUGGGAAGACUUUUCCCCUCAAAUCGCCCUAUUCUCACAACCAUAUCGCAGACGUCAGUGAGGCUUCGGUUGAUGAUACCAAUCGUGCCGUAGCUGCUGCCAAGGCCGCAUUUCCAGCCUGGUCGAACUUCGAUGUUCCUACCCGAGCAGCAUUCAUGAAGAGAAUGGCGAAGCUUAUCAGAGAGGCAGAACAUGAGCUUGCUCAGCUAGAUGCUUUGUCCAUGGGUCGGCCAGUGUCGACUUACUUUGAUGCGACUUAUGCUGCCGCGCAAAUGGACCACUACGCCGAAGCCGGUUGGGAAGCACAGGGAAUGACCAGUCUUAAUACGCCGGGGUAUGUGAACAUGACCUUCAGGCAACCAUUCGGACCUGUUGCAAUCAUCAUCCCUUGGAAUAUACCGGUAGCAAUGUGGGCGUCGAGGGUCGCCCCUGCUCUGGCCGCUGGCUGCACCGUUGUCCUGAAAUCGAGCGAGAAAGCGCCGUUGAGUUCUGCCAAGCUGGCGUCACUAGCUCAUCGAGCGGGGUUUCCCCCUGGGGUCAUCAAUGUCCUGAGUGGCCAUGGCACUCCCUGCGGGACAACACUUGCAUCGCACAUGGACAUUCGCGUAAUUAACUUCACGGGAUCGUCCGUGACGGGCCGAGCAGUUCAGACGGCCGCUACAUCAUCUAAUCUGAAGAAGGUUAUUCUCGAGUUAGGGGGCAAAUCGCCGACACUAAUCUUCGACGACGCCGAUGUUGACAUAGUCGCGGCUGAUACAGCCAGAUCCGUACUGUUCAAUUCUGGUCAGACCUGCAUGGCCGGUACUAGGAUCUACGUGCAAGAGUCCAUCGCAGAGUCCUUCAUGUCAGCAUUUGUGGAAUUGUUCUCCGCGGCGCAGAAGGGUGAUCCGAUGCUCGCGAGCACGGAGAUGGGCCCGCAGGCAGACCAAAUACAGUUCGAGCGCAUCAAAGCGUACAUCGCUGCUGCGCGAUCUGAGACGACCGGCACGCUCCUCACCGGGGGCAGAGCCUCGCACGAAACCGGGGACGGCGGCUACUUCAUUGAACCCACCGCCUAUUGCCAUGUCAGAGAGGACGCUAAGACGCAAAAGGAAGAGAUUUUCGGCCCGUUUGUUAACAUCAAUACAUUCAAGACGGAAUCAGAAGCCAUCGAAAAGGCGAAUGCUACAGAAUACGGCCUGUACGCUUCCGUGUAUACGAAAGACCUCAGCCGCGCGCUUCGCGUGGCAAAAGCGUUUGAGUCCGGGUUUGUGGCAGUCAAUUGCACAAGCCCGACAAGCCCUCAAGAUAUGCCUUUUGGUGGCUACAAAUGCUCCGGUCAGGGUCGUGAAGGUCUUGGACAUAGCCUUUCAGAGUACCUGGAGUGUAAGAGUGUUGUUAUAAAACUAGAGUGAACUGCAACCAAUGUAUACUAGACUUGCUGUCACUAUGGUACAGAGAUGGGUAAAAGAACACUGGAUUACGGUGUCUUUAACACUGGUGUGUGGUGUCUUCAACACCGCGCCCCAGUGUUUUCCACAUAAAAGAUAGGUUGUUUUAGGUAAAAUACACCGUAAAUUUAGGUAACAUACCUUAGCGUUAGGUAUUACCUAAAUUUGCGGUGAAUCUUUCCCAAUGCAGUAUUUUUUGCACGGUAU